CGUCUCCAGCGAGGGGUGCGGGCGACCCUUGGAUCCUCGCGGUGCCACCAACUCACGGGGGAGCCAGCCAGGUAGACAAGUGGACCAGGGAAAUGAUGCAGUGAGGCAGCCGAGCAGACCUGAGGAACUAUAUGAAGAAGCAGCAUCCUUGGGCACUGUCUUAGCCCUGGGACUGUGGCAGCGAGUGGCAGGGGAGCGUCAUCCUUCCUGCACACUCUACGCCUUCUGCAGCGUCGCUCGCACCGCCGCGGACUUUUCUGGCCAGACCCUUUCAGACCCUUCUCGAGGCGCCCCUCACGUCCACACCAAUACCAGCAACAGCGGUCACCCUCCCACCCACACACCCCGCCACACCCUGGGCGCCGUCACACAUUUCCUCAGCCGGGUGGUGGGUGCUCGUCUGCUGGUGGAGGGCGAGGCACCGGAAGGGGUUGAGGCUGGGGACAUCCUGGCCGCUCAGGAAGUUGGAAGUCUGUCAUUUCCUUGCUUAAAGAUCUAUCCUUGCGUCCACCCUCAUCCACGGCUCUGGUGGUGACCUGUAAGCCCUGGAAACUUGUCGAAGAAGUUUUAGCAACAACAUAGCAACUAGGUAGUAUACAAUCAUAAACACAAUGGCAGGGGCAGUACACACACCACUUGUCUUGUUCAUGUCGGUAGAGAUUAUAAUGUUAACAACCACUUGUGUGUUAGUGAGUGCCGGGUCCCACCCCACACUUAAACUGCUAGGGGAAACACAGCGGUCCCCUGGAGGUGAUGGAAAGGAUAGAAUACAUGGUUUGCAAGAUUCACUAACUUCUCAUGACGCGAGGAAGUCCCUGGUGUCUGAAGUAGGAACAAAUAAUGCCACAAGGGAAGGACUGAAGCCAAAAGGAGGCGUGGUGUGGCAGAAGCCUCGUGUUGGAGGUGCUGCUGCUUCGCUUGUACACGCUGGCAGAGACAAGGCCGAUGAUCACACGAGGGCACGGAGGAAUCAGGGUUGGUGGCCUUGGCUGCCUCAAAUCACCACCACCACCACUACAACAGAACUGCCGCCACUCAACCCUUUAGAGUUUGUGAAGCGACGCCGUCAACGUCUUAAGCUGAGCGACUCGGUCUCCAGCAAACGCAGGCGAAUGGAUUCUAAGACGAAGCCGACCCAAGGGGUGACUUUCCUGGUACCUGAAGAGGAGCCCGAGGAUCCCUGCCCUGCGAAGGGAAGCAUCGAAGUUUUCACACUCCUUAACUUCCUCCUCGCGUCCUCCAACAUGGCCAUCAACAUAGUCAACAACAUUAAUAACAACAACAACAAUAAUAAUAAUAACAACAAUAAUAACAACAAUAACAUGGACAACAUCAAUGUCAACAGCAACAACAAUAAUGCAAAUAACGUCAACAACAUCGAUCUUAAUCAGAUGGGACGGCGACGGAAAAGAGUAACUUCACAAAGACACUCUUUCACAGGAUCCAACUCCUCUUAUUCUGCCUUCCUUAACAACUACACCCUACCCUCUCCCCAUCCUUGCGUCGGCGUCACUCAUACAAGCCAAGCACAGGUGGCGCUGGUGCUGGCCGUCGACCUCGUCUUGGCGGUGCAGGAAGUACUGGUUGCCCAACCCUCUCUCACACGCUCUCACUCCUUCAAAAGUCUGAAAAGCCCUGCAGGCCCCAUAGAAGCCACACGAGUAGAGGAGAGCCCUGUGGCAUCUCCCAGCACUCAGACCAUUCAAGAGUUAGUGUGCGGCGCCUCCCAAGUGGCUUCCCUUAGUGGCUCUCUCGCCGCCGCUGUGUUCCUGGAGUUAAGGAGAGCGGUGUUGAGAUACCUACUGCCAGGCGCCUCACCUGCUCUACUGCACUAUCUGACCUCCUGCACCACCAUCACCACCAUGUGACUGACUAUGAACCUGCCAUGACUGCCUCUGAUUAGUCCUUCACCUCCACCACCACCACUAUCAUUCCCUCUCCACAAAGUCAAACAAUAAAAAGUAUAAUCUGG
This is a messenger RNA of Scylla paramamosain (green mud crab), 1972 nucleotides long. RefSeq names its product M-phase inducer phosphatase-like. The record is from RefSeq and is a predicted model, not a curated record. The transcript is spliced from 6 exons. Bases 612 to 1868 code for a protein of 418 amino acids. Lineage: Eukaryota; Metazoa; Arthropoda; Malacostraca; Decapoda; Portunidae.